This is a messenger RNA of Papilio machaon (common yellow swallowtail), 1542 nucleotides long. Its product is annotated as juvenile hormone epoxide hydrolase-like. The record is from RefSeq and is a predicted model, not a curated record. The transcript has 8 exons. Bases 114 to 1502 code for a protein of 462 amino acids. Gene Ontology annotation, molecular function: epoxide hydrolase activity. Gene Ontology annotation, biological process: epoxide metabolic process. NCBI's taxonomy places the organism in Eukaryota, Metazoa, Arthropoda, Insecta, Lepidoptera, Papilionidae.
UAAAAUGUAAGGAUUGCUUUAUUUACUUGAAAGUGCUGUGAAUACACUAGUUCGGCAAAAUUCAAACGGCCGCUUGCUCGUUUGCCAACUUAUGAUAUAAAAAACGUAAUAAGAUGUCCAAAAUCCUACUCGGUUUUGGUGCCCUAGUGGUAGUCUACAUAGCAUGGUCAGCGCUAUCUAGUGAAUCCCCUAAACGCUUUGAAAUAGACCAAAAUGUAUGGUGGGGGCCGAACGAACUCAAAGGCAAAGAGGACACCAGUAUCAGACCAUUCAAAGUACAGUUUACUGAUGAGAUGAUAAAAGACCUAAGAAACCGACUGAAGAAUCAUCGGCCGUUCACCCCGCCUCUGGAAGGUAUAGCCUUCCAAUAUGGUUUCAACACCAAAGCGUUAGAACCCUGGAUAAAAUACUGGGCUGAGGAGUAUCCAUUCAAAGAACGGGAGGCUUUCUUCAACAAGUUCCCGCACUACAAGACCAAUAUCCAGGGUCUGGAUAUACAUUUCAUUAGGGUCAAACCACAGGUCCCAGCAGGUGUAGAGGUAGUACCUCUAUUAAUAAUGCACGGCUGGCCAGGCUCCAUUCGAGAGUUCUACGAGGCUAUACCUAUACUAACACGACAACAGCCUGGGUAUAACUUCGCUUUUGAACUCAUUGCGCCUAGUUUACCAGGAUUCGGAUUUUCAGACGCACCGGUCCGACCAGGGUUAUCAACAACACAAAUGGCAGUGAUCUUCAAGAACCUGAUGAUGAGACUUGGCUUCAAGAAGUUCUACAUCCAGGGUGGAGACUGGGGCUCCACCACCGGCUCAGCGAUGGCUACCUUAUACCCAAAAGAUGUACUAGGUUAUCACACCAAUAUGGCGGUGAUACAAAAUAAAAAGGGUGGAUUCAAAACAAUGCUUGGCGCUUUCUUCCCAUCUCUAGUGGUUGAGAGUCACUUAGCUGACCGAAUGUAUCCUCUUUUUGACAACUUUGCUUUCUUGAUGGAAGAAUUCGGAUACUUCCAUAUUCAGGCCACCAAACCUGAUACAGUUGGUGUUGCGCUAACUGAUUCUCCUUCUGGUCUUCUCGCGUAUAUUCUGGAAAAGUUCUCGACCAACACAAAUCGUAAUCACCGCAAGUUGCCCGACGGAGGUCUUGAGAGGCGGUUCACUAAGACACAGCUGAUCGACAACCUGAUGGUCUACUGGUCUACUAACAGAAUUACAACUUCCGUAAGACUGUACGCUGAAGAAUUGAGCAACAAGAACAGAGAGCUGGAGAUAGAUGAGUAUCCGACUCCAGUGCCAACAUGGGCGUUCCAAGCUAAAUACGAAGGUAUGUACCAGCCUCCCAGCAUUCUGAAGACGAAAUACAUCAACCUCUUGGGAACGACAGUUUUAGAAGAUGGAGGUCAUUUCCUCGCAUUUGAACUGCCUGAAAUCUUCGCCAAAGAUGUCUUCAAAGCUGUUGAUGCUUUUAAAAAUUGGCAUAAAAAUGAAUCAAAGAACACAGAACUGUAAAAAGUGUUUUAAAUAGUUUUGUAAUAAAGUUAUGAUUUAU